Molecule: messenger RNA, 474 nt
Organism: Paramecium sonneborni
Lineage: Eukaryota; Ciliophora; Oligohymenophorea; Peniculida; Parameciidae
Source: the annotation of a GenBank genome assembly
AUGGGAAACUAAAGUGAAAAAAAAAUAGCUUAAUUUAAAUAAAAAGUCAUUGGAUAUUACUUUUAUCCUACAACUGCUAUUUGCUUAUUGUUUCUAAUUGCUAAUUUAUAUUAUGGCUAUGCUUUAACAAUUUGGGGAGCAAUAGUUAUUGCAAUCAUUACAUUAAUAUAAUACUUUUGUUAUAAUUAGAUUAGUAAAUCAUUGGAUUUAGGUUUAAAUGCAGAUUCUUAUUCUAUAUAUUUAGAUAUUUUAGCUUUAAAUGCUGUCAUUUAAGUAAUUUUUUAAUCUAAUUUAGCUUGGAAGUACAAUAUUUGACUUUUUUUGGUAUGGUUAUUGGAUUAUUCCAUUAAUAUUGUUGUAUAAAGGUUCAUAAAUCAUUUGGGGUUGGUUAUAAAAACCUUAAUAUGCUGAAGAAGAUAAAAAAGAUAAAAAGAAAAAAGAAAACAAACCUAAAGUUAAAUAUGUAAAGUGAAU